Adineta steineri is the source of this 993-nucleotide messenger RNA. NCBI's taxonomy places the organism in Eukaryota, Metazoa, Rotifera, Eurotatoria, Adinetida, Adinetidae. The record is from the annotation of a GenBank genome assembly.
AUGGAUGCAUAUAUAUAUCGUCUCAUGCGAUUUAUAUUUUUAUUUAUUUGUUUAAUUUUAUCAAUUAUUUGUUUUCUUAUUGUCUUCUUUUUUCUAUUCAAAAGUCGACAAAUUAAUUAUAAAAUUCUUCAAAAUCAUGUUAUUCUUGCUCUUCUCUUCUGUAAUUUUAUUCUUAUAACUACAGAAUUACCUAUUACUUUAGUUUAUUCUUAUUAUGGUCAUAUUCAACCUGAAAAUGACCAAUUUUGUUCAUUUUGGGUAGGUUAUAAUUAUAGUUUAUAUGAUAUUGGAUUAUUACUAAUUACUUUUGGAUCUAUUGAAAGAUAUUUUCUUAUAUUUCAUGAGAGAUUCAUACGUAAAUGGCGAUUUAUUAUUCAUUAUCCUCCAAUUGUUUUUUGUUUUAUUUACCCAUUAAUGUUUUACAAUUUAUUAGUCAAUUUUUAUCCAUGUGAAGCUGAAUAUGAUUACGAAUCAUAUGUUUGUGGAGGUGCUUGUUAUCAAUUUCAAACAAUAAUAAGUACUAUAGAUUAUAUUACAAAUAUAUUUUCUCCUGUAGUGUGCAUGGUUUUAAUAAAUAUAAUUCUUUUAUUUCGUGUAAUAUAUAGAAAACAAGCAAUGAAAAUAGCAAAUACAUGGCGAAAAAAUCGUUUAAUGUAUAUUCAACUUGUAUCAAUUUCAGUUUUAUAUUUUAUUAUUUGGAUACCAUUUUGUAUUAUAUCACUCAUUCGUUUAUUCUAUAAUCCAUUCUUUCUUCAAGAUGUAACAAUGUUAUUAAUCAAUUAUUGUCUUUAUAUAUGUCCACUUGCUUCACCACUUAUUUCACUUGUUGGUUUACCAGUAGUACGACAACAUUUAAGAAGAUUAAAAUUACAUAUACCAUGGGCUGGUCAUAUUACUGAAAAUCGUAUUAGACCUACAGGAAUAAUCGUUUUACGAACAAUGACACAGCAUCAUACUGUAUCUCGUCGACAUAAUGAUGAACAUCAAGUUUAA